Molecule: messenger RNA, 1843 nt
Organism: Gaeumannomyces tritici R3-111a-1
Lineage: Eukaryota; Fungi; Ascomycota; Sordariomycetes; Magnaporthales; Magnaporthaceae
Product: deubiquitination-protection protein dph1
Exons: 2
Coding region: 306-1580 (424 amino acids)
Biological process (GO): ubiquitin-dependent protein catabolic process
Cellular component (GO): cytosol
Molecular function (GO): polyubiquitin modification-dependent protein binding
Source: RefSeq, a predicted model, not a curated record
AGCUGCCGCACCCCCACCUCCUUCCUGUUAGACGAGCUGACAGUGCAUGUGUCGUCCAACCGCUGCCCGUGCCCGUAGUUCCACGUGCCAACCACAACCAACAAACACAGUCGGGCACUCUACAGCAUUGCUCUCUGUAUCCAUUUGCCCGCCCUCUCUUCUGCGCCCACGAGUCCGACUGCUACUCGCGAUUGCUGCCCGAGGUCAUUGCAUCCCACCGUCUCGCUUCAAGCAGCACCGCACGACUUAAGCCCAUCAGCAGGCAGCGAAACCCGGUGCAGGCGUCUUCACAUCCCCGCUAAGCCAUGGCCGACGCACCCGAGGAGACGGGCGACGCCCAGCUCAGCUUCAAGGUCAAGACGUCAGGCGAAGGCAGCCACAACAUCGCCAUCUCCGAGUCCGCCACUGUCCUCGAUCUGAAGAACAAGCUGGCCGCUGAAGAGUUUGAGAACAUCCCCGCCGACCGCCAACGUCUUAUCUACUCGGGCCGCGUCAUGAAGAACGAUGACGCGCUCAGCACCUACAAGAUCAAGACGGGCAACACCAUACACCUGGUCAAGAGCGCCGCUAGCAACCCCUCCAGGCCCGCCCAGACGUCCGCCGCCGCUGCCGUCCCGGCCGUGCCGACCAACAUGGCUGCGGGCACUUCUGCGAGCAACCCCCUGGCCGGUCUGACCGGCGCCAGAUACGCCGGCCACGUACCUCUCCCCAGUGCAGACCUCUUUGGCCCGGACGGCGGUAUGAACCCUCCCAGCGAAGAGCAGAUGGCAGAGAUGCUGUCCAACCCCGCCAUUCAGCAAAGCAUGAACGAGGCGCUCCAGAACCCGGACUUUGUCAACUUCAUGAUCCAGUCAAACCCGAUGCUGCGUAACCUACCCAACGCCCGCGAGAUAGUCCAAUCGCCUCAGUUCCGACACAUGAUGACGGAUGCCGAGUCGCUCCGCAUGGCUUCUCGAAUGCGUAGGAUGUUUGGGGGUCCUGGCGGCGCGGGUGCCGGCGCCUUCCCCGCCCCGGGUGCCACGAGCACUACCCCUGAUGGCGCCCCGGCUUCGACCGGGACAGAGGGCGGCGCGGGCGCGGGUGCCAACGCCGGUGCACAAGGCGUCCCGCCAAUGCCGUUCGGAUUACCGGGAAUGUUUGGCAUGCCACAGGGCGGCGACGCGGCCGCCAACCCGUUUGCUGCCCUUUUCGCUCCCGCGGCCGGCCAGCAGGCGCCAGGCGCGGGUGCUGGGCAAGGCAACAACACGGCCACUUCCGGUGGAGCGGCUGCCGGCCAGGCGCCUGGUGCCGACCCGCUCGCAGCUCUGUUCGGUGGCGGCGCUGGAGCAGGCGGACCUGGAGGCAACCCUUUCGCGUCGCCUGAAUUCCAACAGUUCAUGCAAGCGAUGCAGGCGGGUGGCGGUGGGCUUGGAGCGGCGCCUGCGGCUCCCCCGGACAACCGGCCACCCGAGGAGCGUUACGCGGAGCAGCUACGACAGCUCAACGACAUGGGAUUCUUCGACUUCGACAGGAAUGUGGCGGCAUUGAGAAGGAGCGGCGGCAGUGUGCAGGGUGCCAUCGAGCAUCUGUUGAGCGGCUGACGAGGGGAUAUCAAGGAGCGCAGACGUGGUUCCGCUUGAUGCCAGAUUCUGUCGGUUACUACAAACCCACUCUUCUCCUAAAGACAUGAUACGCCUGCCUCGCGAGGCUGUCAAGCGAAGCGGCUUUCUCCUCCUUCCCGCGUAUGAGGCGCAGAUCAAGAGAAUAUCCCAAACUCAGACCUAGGUUGAAUUGGUGCCUCCGGAAUCCACCCCAUGUUACCCUACGGUGCUAAUAGUGUGAAGAGGUCGAAGUAGGAUAGUCU